AUGGACAGCCUUGGGAUUAAUUACUCGACCAUCAGUAUCAGUGCGCCAUGUGUUUCCUUUAUCAAAGAUGCCAACAAGGCCAACGUGGGCUUGUGCACUAAUGCUGAUGGCAUGUACUUGGGUGAUCCCACUUUGGAUCCUGUUCUGUCGGCCCUCAGUGCCCCCAAUUCCAGCGUAUUUGUUCAUUCAGCCUCCCCAAAGUGCACAUCCGUCGCUUUGGGUCACCCCAUUCCGAUGACAGGGUAUCUUUUCGACAUCGUGCGGGCUAUGGGGAAUUUAUUCUUGAUGGUCAGCGUACUAAAUACCCAGCCUUAA
Molecule: messenger RNA, 315 nt
Organism: Penicillium argentinense
Lineage: Eukaryota; Fungi; Ascomycota; Eurotiomycetes; Eurotiales; Aspergillaceae
Product: Amidohydrolase 2
Exons: 2
Coding region: 1-315 (104 amino acids)
Source: RefSeq, a predicted model, not a curated record